Messenger RNA from Musca domestica (house fly), 6305 nucleotides. RefSeq lists its product as uncharacterized. The coding region runs from base 1256 to 5488 and encodes 1410 amino acids. The record is from RefSeq and is a predicted model, not a curated record. The transcript has 7 exons. NCBI's taxonomy places the organism in Eukaryota, Metazoa, Arthropoda, Insecta, Diptera, Muscidae. Gene Ontology annotation, molecular function: protein binding; metal ion binding.
CGCUUUUUAGCAGUGGCGGUGAUAUGCAGCAAAUUUUCGCUUCUAUUAACGCGCGUUUAACCCGUUCGAAAACGCAACAAAGUCACAAAUAAUAAACACAAAAUAAUAAAAAAUAAAAGAAAACAUAUUUUGUCGUUUCAAUUUGGCGGUGUAUGUACAAAUGUUUGUGAGUGUGUUCAAGGGAACAAUCAACUGCAAACGCACCAAUUUAAAACGCGUCCAAAUACCUCUCUCUCUCUCUCUUCUUCUUCGCCGGAUAUAAGUGUGACUGAGGCCAUUCGCGCGUUGUUAUGUGUUUGUUUGUAUGUGUCCAUGUGCUUAAACAAAAUAAAUGCGAAAUUUAUGUAAACAGAUUUCAAAAAGGAAGUCAUGUUUUUUAAAAAAAAGUUAAAUAAAUUAAUUACUUAAAACAAAAUAUUUUAUGAAAAUCAAAAUUGCAUUGAAAUUUUACAGAUCCUGCAUUAAAACAUAGAAUUAUUCUUUGAAUAUCAAAGGAAACAGCUGCAAAAGUAGUUACGUAAAUAAAUCGUUUCUUACAAAACAAGUUACGCCCCAGCUAAAAUCAAUGAGAAAAAAGCAAAUAAAACAACAGAAAAAUACAUCUGAGAAUCGUGAAGCCAAUGUUCUUGGAGAAAAAAGAAAACAACAAUUAUUUAGUGUUUAAUUAAAUAUUAUUGCAAGAAAAAAUUAACAUAUGCUUAAGGAAUAAUAAAAGCCCGAUCUGGAAUUCCAUUUCACCGGAGUACCCAUUAUGAAAUAAAGAAAAGAUAAUCAUUACCAAAAAACAAAAACACACACAAUAAACAAAUAACAGAGCACCAACACCAACCACAGCACAACGGCAGCGAGCAGCAACAGCAGCUAAACGGAACGGAGACGACUUUGUCUCAACGCAGUCGUGUUACGUAUGCGAAAGGGAACGGUUACAUCAAACGUUGAAAGAAAAUAUAUUUUUUAAUAAAAUAUCGGAAGAAAAAAUAACAUGAAAAAUUAAAAAAAAAAAAUACAAAAUAAAUAAAAAUAUUAAAAAAUUUCAAAAAGUGAAAAAUGAUUUAAAAAUUAAAGAAAUAUGCAAAAAAUAAUUCUACAUUUUAUUGAAAAGUGAAGUGUCUAUUGUGAAAUAAGCAAUCAAAGUUACGUUUGAAUUUUCAUAAAGUGCAAAAAAUAAAAAAAAAAAUAUUCGUAAUUAAAUUUUCUUGCAAAAUAAGAAAAAUUAAAGAAAAAAUUAUUCGGAAAUAAUUGCCGAUAUUCUAUAAUGUCUAAAAGUGCCACUGAGCAAUUUCAAAUUAAAAAGAAAAGAAAACAUCCAUUAAACGGUCCAGCCGUUGUUAUUUCAAACACUGCAUCGCCAGUUAAUCAAAAUCAAGAUAUUCAAACAGAUAAACUACUACCCAGUUUUAAGCGUUACGUCAAAGACAUCACAUCGGACGCCAUCAUCAAAGAGAAUUUCUCAGAAUUCCAAAUUGAUGACAAGUUUCUGAAUCAUUCGUCGUUGUAUUUCAAACCAAUUACAGCUGGUGACGAAACUGCAGACAUCUAUUUAGAUUCGGAUUGUAUAGCUGCUGUGGCGGCGACAGGCAAAUCGCACGCUGUUGCCACACCCCCUCAGAACAAUCUCAACAGCACAGGCGUUGGAGCAGAAGCACCAGCAGCAGCUAUAUCGUUGUCCACAAACUGUUUACGUGACAACGUGCAGGCACAAUCAUUGCUACGGGGAAAAUCGUUUACAUCCAAUAAGGCCAACAACAAGACAAUGCCACUGCAACACGGUUUCUAUGCCAGAGGAGCCUCGGCCAGCAAAAGAGCCUUGAAAUCAGCAAAAGUGCAGUCGAAUUCUCCAACGUUGACGAGUAGACAGCCGACAACAAGGGAUGCGAAACGACCCCGACAUUCUUUGGGUGCCAACGCGGCAAUUGAUGAUAAUGUGAAAACUCUUUCACAGUCCCUGAUGACAGGACAAACGGCUGACAAACUACACUUUUCCUAUCUGGUGGGUGAGUCCUUAGCCCGUCAUGGCCGGCUGCAGGAGGCCUUCGACAUUUAUGCCCUCAUAGCCAGUGAACAACCCAAAGGAUUUAUACCCCUGGAAAAACUGAAUGUUUUGGCUACAGCUCUGCUGGAAUACAUACGAAUGCUAAGCAGCAGUUCCAAAAAGUCCAGUGACAGCCCUGACAAAACUGUGUCGUUGACUACAAAGCCCCGUGACGAUAUACCACAACUGACCAAUCUUUCCUCUACCACAUCCACGAACCACUCUGGCCCCUCAAGUCUGGCUACACCGUGGCAACUUGCAGCAGGUGCAUUUAAUGCCAAUCAAGGACACUCCAAUUUAAUAACGGAUAAUCCAACAUUAGCUACAACUGAGAAUUUAGAUUUGCACAAUCCUUCGCGAGAGCUAGCACGCAACAAAAGUCCCGUACUUCUGGACGAUUGUGAUCCGCUGUUGUGUCCGCUGUGUCGCGAUAUCUUACGUUGUCCGGUUACCGCGAACUGUGGUCACACAUUUUGUCGUCAAUGUUGUGAUACCAUUACCAUGUGUAACAUUUGCCAUAUUCGAUUUCCGCGUCUGCACAAGGAAGAACCAAUAACGGAAACAUUGAACUUGACCACUCUGUCGACAGCAACAAGUACUACUACUAGCAGCAGCAGCAGCAGUAGUAGUCGAACAAUGAGCGGUUUAACAGCGAGUGUACAAAAUUUCUCAAACUCCCAGUCGCAAUCACUUUUCUCAUUUAGUCCAACAAGCGUUGUAACCAAUAGCAUUGACAAUGCAUUGGGUCCCAUGGCCAAUGAUGAAAUGUCACGUCUACGCCUUGUCACAUCGCCGCCAUUGACGCCAACAUUGGCCGGAUCUCCGACAACGGUAACGACCACUACCAUUGCAUGCACUACCGAUACGGCUACAACGACAAUGGCUGCUACAUCUUCGUCUACGCUGAGUACUGGCUCUCGUGGCAGUUCCAGCUCCAAUGAUAAUAUGAAAUUUAUGCCCGACGUGUUGGUGAGACGUUUGGUUGAGAAAUGGUGGGGACCCGAUUUGCAAGCGAGAAAAAUUCUAGAGACAGCAACAAGUUAUAUGCAUUUACAUUUUCUCGACGAUGCAUUGAAAUUCUGUAACGUCAGUUUAGAGAAAGCGCCUUCGAAUUUUAAGAGCCUUUUGUUGCGUGCCGAGGUGUUGCGAAAAAUGAAUCAUUACCAGAGCUCAUUGGCCGAUGUGGAUAAUGCUUUGAAAUCACGUUAUACAUCUGCCAAGGCUCACUAUUUACGUUCCUUGGCUUUGAGCGAUUUGGGUCGCUACGAAGAAGCUCUUUAUGAAAUAUGUUUAGCCAUUAAUUUGGAUAAAUCUUCAAAUCUCAGCAGUACUGAAUUAUUUCAGCAUGAUCUCACGAAGAUACUCCAAAAACUUCUCUCUCAAACGCCGAAAUGCGUUAAAUUGGAUAUGGUAAGCUCUUCGCUACGUUCCAAGUGCCCCGGCUAUGAUUUUCCAGCCCGGGAGCAUCGAAUCAAACGAAGAAAUAUCAACGCACAAGAUGAGGAAACGCUGCAGGCAGCAAUCUGCGAAGAGGAUGAUUUCCUAUCGGCCAACUAUGGCAAAGAAUGUGAUAUACUAAUGACGGAAGAUGAUGUCCUGUCGUGUCGGGAUUUUCUCAACUGUGCCGAUAAACGUUAUACCUAUGCUAGCAUAGCGCGUAAAUAUGAAAUGGAGCUAAAGCGACAGACGUCACGAAAACAUUUUCGCCGGAAAUGGACACCAAAGGAAACAGAACUUUUGCCGAUUGUGGAUGUGGAGAGUGCACGUUGCAGUGGACAAUUCCGCAAUGUUUUGGAGCGUUUGCAACAGGAGUUUGUGAGACUGAAAAAAUCCUCGCCAGAAUAUGCCAUGAAACAAUUGAUAUCUGUUGCACCCUCUCUCAUUGAUGCCAGUGACUUUGAUUGCGUCUUGUGUUGCCGCACUUUCUGGAAACCGGUGGUGACACCCUGUGGCCACACCUAUUGUUUGGUGUGUCUGGAUCGCUGCAUGGAUUAUACCUCAUCUUGCCCGCUGUGCAUGUCACCGUUGGUAGAGCCAAGUGUAAAUAUGGUACAGGGUGCCUCAUCGCCUGUGCCCUUGAUAUUGACCAAAAGACCGGUAACCAAAUUUCUUGAGGCCGCCAUGAAACGUUUCAUUCCAGAUAGCUACCAAAAACGUUUUCGCCAAGAAAUGAUAAUGGAACCGUCGGUUCCAAUAUUCAUUUGUACCACAGCAUUCCCAUCGGUCCCCUGUCCAUUGUUCGUCUAUGAGCCACGCUAUCGUCUGAUGGUACGACGAGCCGUCGAAUCGGGUGACAAACAAUUCGGCAUUGUCCAACAGCAUAGUGGUAAGGCCCGUUAUCACGAUUAUGGUUGCAUGCUGGAUAUACGAGAUUGUGUGCUACUGGGCGAUGGCUGUUCGAUUCUCAGCACAAUGGGUUGUAAACGAUUUAAGAUUUUGGCGCGCAACGAAAAAGAUGGCUAUGAAACAGCUAAAGUCGAGUACAUACAUGAUGAGGCCAUACCCGAUGAACAUUUGUCCUAUGUAAAAAGUAUGCAUAAUAUUGUGCUGAACAAAGCCAUAGCAUGGUAUGAGAGCCUGGGACAAGAUCUUAAGCAUGAAAUAUUACAGAGCUAUGGUGAAAUGCCAGUGGUUGAGGAGGAUUGGUCGAGUCGAGAAGAUGGACCGGCUUGGGCGUGGUGGGUAAUUGCAUUGUUGCCCUUGAGACCACAACUGAAGGUUGAUAUUUUAGCCACGACAUCGCUGGAGAAACGUCUACGUGCCAUAGAGAAGACAAUACAUUCAAUGCCCGGCAAUUAUCAUUAUCAGAGAGUAUCGCCAAAUGGCAAUGUGGCUGUUGUGGUUCACAGUCAACAACACAGUCAUAGCAAUUUAAAUAGUCCACGUCAUGAGAAUGACGACGAGGAGGAUGAUGAUCUUGAUAUGAGUAACGAGCAUGUGAUCUUGGAUGAUGAAAAUGACAAUGGAGAUGAGGAAAUGGAAGAGGAGGAGGAUUUGGAUGUGGAUGUUGAAGGAACAACAAUAGAACAUCAUAUACAAAAUCUGGAUGAUAAUGAUGAAAAUAUCAAUAAUGAUGAUAUCGAUGGUGAACUGAUACAAAAUCAUCAUCAUCACCAUGAUCAGCAAGAGCAUAUGAGCCCAAAUUCCAUGCAACAAUAUUCUCAGCGGCAUCAUCGACAAAGGCACCAUAAUCAUCAUCCUCAUCAUCACCACCGGCAUCAUCAUCAGCUACAUCAAAAUCCAUUGCAGCCCCAGGAACACUUUGAAAAUGUCGACAAUGUCGAUGAAUGCUGUCAACGCACAACAACAAGUUUGGUACAACAUGUCUUAAGCAAUGAUCAGUCACAGGACAACCAUCAUCUUCAUCACACCAAUGCAAAUGCUGAACACCUUAAUAAUCAUCACCACUCGUAUGAGAAUCAUCGUCGUCAUGCAGCUCACUCUUUAUUAUUAUAAAUUGAAUAGAAAAAAAUGAUAUGUAAAUGUAUGGAAAUCACGGUGGAGAAACCUGAUUUCCUCCACACCUUGCAAUGUUCCAUUGACUUUAUUAUAAAACCAGGGAACAUUUCUGAUAUAACUAGAAUUUAAGAAUAUUUUCGAACCCAACCUCAUUACAUUUAAUACAGGACAUAAGAAUAUAUGUAUGUGUAUGUAAAAGUGUACUGAUACUGUACACAAUCUAUGUAUCUAUCUAUCUCUCUUUCUCUUUGUAGAGUAGGGUAUUCAGAAUACCAAACUAUUUGUUAAAUGUCUGAUAUAUCUAAAACAAAUAUCUAAGUAUAUAGGUGUGUAUGUAUGAAAGUGUAUGUCUUUAUCUAUAUUAUUUAGAUUUCGAUGUAUGUUUGUAUAUUUGGAUAUUGUGAUACCUACAAGAGCAACAUAAGCAAAUCCUUUCUUAUAAGUAAAUAUAUUUAAGGUAAAUAUACAUACAGUAACAUAUAUUAAAAAAAAUCCAAACUUAUUGGCAAUCCAAAACCAUUUUUUAUAUUUUCCAAUUUUUCCAUGUGUAAAAAGUAAAUAACAAAAAGAAAGAACAUGCAAAUUAAUAAUAUUGUAAACAAUAACAAGGUUAUUUUUUUAAAUAGAUGCCUGACAAUGGAGCAUAUUAAUUAAAAAGGAUUUACUGUUUAGAUUGAGAUGAGUUAAGACUGAAAUUGUUGGCAAAAAUAUCUAAAAUUUAAUUUAAGUGAAAUUUGCUCCACACAUUUUUUUAUUAAAGAAAACUCCAUUUUAUGUUUUUGAUAUAAGUUUUUUAUUUAACAAACAAAUAUAA